This is a messenger RNA of Notolabrus celidotus (New Zealand spotty), 665 nucleotides long. It is a transcript of the gene ttr, whose product is annotated as transthyretin (prealbumin, amyloidosis type I). Gene Ontology annotation, biological process: purine nucleobase metabolic process. NCBI's taxonomy places the organism in Eukaryota, Metazoa, Chordata, Actinopteri, Labriformes, Labridae. The transcript has 4 exons. The coding region runs from base 22 to 453 and encodes 143 amino acids. The record is from RefSeq and is a predicted model, not a curated record.
ACCUGUUGUACAGCAUCACUUAUGACCUUUGGGAAAACACACUUCUGCAUAAUCAGUUGUUUAUUGCAGGAGAAGCAUGGAGGCUCAGACAUGAAGUGCCCUCUGACAGUGAAAAUCCUGGACGCAGUGAAAGGGACUCCAGCUGGAUCAUUAGCACUCAAGGUGUCUCAGAAGACCGCUGAUGGAGGAUGGAUUCACAUCGCCAACGGAGUGACAGAUGUCACCGGAGAGGUCCACAACCUAAUCACAGAGCAGCAGUUCCCCGCAGGAGUGUAUCGUGUUGAGUUUGAUACCAAGACCUACUGGAAGAGCGAGGGCAGUGUGCCGUUCCAUGAAGUAGCUGAGGUGGUGUUUGAGGCCCAUGCUGAGGGUCAUCGUCACUAUACCCUUGCCUUACUAAUCAGCCCGUCCUCCUUCACCACAACAGCAGUGAUCACAGACGUGCAUCAGUAAUACUUAUUCCAUUCUUAGUAAUAACAGAAAUUUAGUAGUAUAUGGUUGGGCAGAAUACAUCUAGAUUUUUUUUCCCUAGUUAAAUUUCAGUGCUGGUCCAAGGUAAUCAAAAAAUGUAGGCUACUAACAAAUUGUGUGUGUAUCAAGGGCAUAUCUUAUUCCUCUGUACCAUGGACUGCCUUUAUUGUAAAACAAAAAAAACAACAACUAAU